Molecule: messenger RNA, 3307 nt
Organism: Pogoniulus pusillus (Red-fronted tinkerbird)
Lineage: Eukaryota; Metazoa; Chordata; Aves; Piciformes; Lybiidae
Gene: RTN1
Product: reticulon 1
Exons: 9
Coding region: 196-2460 (754 amino acids)
Biological process (GO): endoplasmic reticulum tubular network formation; neuron differentiation; brain development
Cellular component (GO): endoplasmic reticulum membrane; postsynaptic density; neuron projection
Source: RefSeq, a predicted model, not a curated record
UAACAAGCCAUUUUCACCUGCGUAAUAAGCGCUAGUGGAGACACAGCGGCGGCGGCAGCGGCUCCGAGUCCCCGCAGCCGGCCAGACCCCAGCGCGGCCGCAGCCACCAGCCAGCCCCCGGCGGUCACCGCAGCUGUUUUGGUGGCUCCUGCUGCAGCCUAAGAGCCGGAGACCAGCGGCCGCCUUGCAGGCAGCAUGUCAGCCCCGCCGGACCCCCAGGACCUGCUGCUGGCGGGCACUGGGGUGCACUGGGCUGCGGACGGGGCGGAGCAGUAUGCCGCUGGGGCUCAGCUGCGGGAUGGAGAUGGGGCUCAGCAGCGGGAACAGCUGGUUUUCGGCUCGGCCAGGGAACACCCGCCCGUUGCCAUGGCGACUGCAUCCCCAGGUGUUACAGCCUCAUCACACCUCUUUGACUACGGGUCCACUGCCAACGGAGGUGACAGCUCCUUCUACACCUCUCUGAUCUCUGAUGUGCACUACACCACCCCGCGGGACUCCACCUACUUGACAGGCAUUUACCAGCAGGAGAACUGCUCGGGCAGCACGGAGGGAUUUAACGCCCUGGGGCAUCCUGUUCAAGAUGUGACUGCCUUUGAGUCCCGUGGCUUGUUUAGCUCUGAUUCAGGAAUAGAGAUGACUCCUGCAGAAUCUGUUGAAGUUGAUAAAACCUUAGCAGAUCCCAUGAAAGUAGAAGCUUACAAAUACAUGGACAUGAGCAGAUCAGAAGAAAUAAAAUACCAAGAAAAGAAUGACUCUGACUCAGAGGAGGAGAGCCCAGACCUUACAGCUAAGUACCAGGGAACAGCCACCAGCUCCAGCCACGCUGCUGAACCUCAGCAGACAGCUUCAGCGAGCAUGAAGGCAGGGAAAGAGCAAGACCAUCUUGGAGACACAAGGCCUGGAGAUCAGCACAGUGCCUCUGUGGUUACAGCCCCUGUCAAGAUCACACUCACUGAAACAGAAAGCACCGGGGAAGCUGCCAGCAGAGAGUCAAGCCUGACUCAGCCAGGGUCUGGCCUGAAGCCAAGCCACGAGGUGGUACCGACAGUGACAGUGUCAGAGCCAGAAGAUGACAGCCCAGGGUCUGUCACACCACCAUCCUCUGGCACAGAACCAUCUGGCUCAGAGUCGCAGGGCAAGGGAAGCCUGUCGGAGGAUGAGCUCAUCAGCGCCAUCAAGGAGGCAAAAAGCUUCUCCUUUGAGACCCAAGAGGUGCAGUGGUCACCAAGCCUCUCCGCUGAGAAGAAAGAGCAACGGGCCAAACCUGGGCGCCCUGCUGCCUCCUCACACCUGGAUAACGAUGCCAGCAGUGCUGAGUCAGGGGACUCAGAGAUAGAGCUGGUGUCAGAGGACCCACUGGCUGCCGAGGAGGUGCUGCACUCCAACUACAUGACCUUCAGCCACAUUGGAGGGCCCCCUCCAUCGCCCGCUUCCCCCUCCAUCCAGUACAGCAUCCUGCGGGAGGAGAGGGAAGCUGAGCUUGACAGUGAGCUCAUCAUUGAGUCCUGUGAUGCCUCAUCAGCCUCUGAAGAGAGCCCAAAGAGGGAGCAAGACUCCCCUCUGAUGAAGCCUAUGGUCAUGGACAUUAUCAAGGAAGAGAACGGCUCGCGCAAUGACGCCUCGGACUACGAAGCAAACAAAACCACAGAGAGCAAGAUGAACAGGGAAAACCUGGCAGAGUCUGCAUCCUACCUGAAAUCUUCCUUUGGUGCCCCAAAAGUAGGUGCUGAGCCCCUGACCUCCGCUGUCAGCACCGAGGAGCUGAAGGAAAGAAUAAUCCUGAAGAAACCCAUUGAAGAAACUGUUGUUAACCAAAGUAAAGUCUCUUCCAAGGACUCUGGCAAGAGAAGUUCCCUGGCUUCGUCUCUACUGCCAUUUUUAAGUAAGCAGAAAGCUAUUGACCUGCUGUACUGGCGUGACAUCAAGCAGACAGGGAUUGUGUUUGGCAGCCUCCUGCUGUUGCUCUUCUCCCUGACCCAGUUCAGCGUUGUCAGCGUCGUGGCUUACCUGGCCCUGGCUGGGCUCUCAGCCACCAUUAGCUUCAGAAUCUACAAGUCAGUCCUCCAGGCUGUGCAGAAGACGGACGAGGGCCACCCCUUCAAAGCCUACUUGGAGAUGGAAAUGAAUCUCUCACAGGACCAGAUUCAGAAAUACACAGACUGCCUUCAGCUAUAUGUCAACAGCACAGUCAAAGAGCUGAGGAGACUCUUCCUUGUUCAGGACCUCGUGGAUUCUUUAAAAUUUGCAGUACUAAUGUGGCUGCUGACUUACGUGGGAGCCCUCUUCAAUGGCCUGACUCUUCUGAUCAUGGCUGUGGUGUCUAUGUUUACUCUCCCUGUUGUGUAUGACAAGUACCAGGCACAGAUUGAUCAGUACCUGGGACUCGUGCGAACCCACAUAAACACUGUUGUGGCAAAGAUCCAAGCUAAAAUCCCAGGUGCUAAGAGAAAGGCAGAGUAAAGCAGACGCCAAGACUUCAUCAACUACCGUAGCGAGUAACGGGGGAAUCUGGAGUGAAAGAAACUCUGUCCUUACACUUUACUGCAAAUUUCUUGUUCUUUUCUUUUUUUUCCCUCAACACCAUAAUCUUAGAAAGAAGAAAAAAACCCAGAAGCAGUGCUUUCCCCCUGCUGCUUCUGCACUUAGAAUAUUUGCAAUCACUUGUGUCAAGCACUAAAGUAUAGUCAAGAGAAAAGUGUACUAGAUGUGGGUUUUCUUUUUUGUGUUGCUUAUAAAGUGCAUGAUGGUGAGAGCCUAAAUAAUAUUGACCUUUUUCUUUUGGAUAUAUAUAUAUAUAUAUAAUUUUUUUAAGUGGUUUUUCCUUCUUCUAUUGGCAUUGCUUCUAUAACUUUUAAUGUUACAUGUGGCUAGGAGCUUUCCUGCUUAGCGCACUGAUGCAAUAGUUAAAAUCGCUUCUACGUCACUGGGUUGCUGGUUGGAUUCAUCUUUAUUAACUAUAUAGAGUUGUAGGCUGAUGUUUUAGUGUUUUCCAGCACAAAGAAAAGGAACAGGAACAGGUACUUAUGGUAAUCAGUUUUGUAUAACUCAAACAAACAAACAAACAAAAAAACCCCAACAACAACAAAAAAAAAAAGAGACAAAAAGAGGAAAACAAAGCCCAGUACUUUUGUGGGAAGGGAUUGACAGGCUGAUUUACAUGUAUGGUAACUGGAAAGUUCCAGCAUGUUAACAUUUAUUACAGUUUGUAUUACAUUCUCUGUAGUUCCUACUGGAUUUAAUUAUGGACUCUGAAUAUUUGCACUUAUGUACUUGAUACCGAAUGCAGAAAUAAAUGUUACUAAAUGUA